GGCAUUGGUGUGGGGCGGUGCUGUGUGAUUCUGUCCUAGGGUCCCAGGCUUUACGUUGGCCCCAUCUCGCUUGUGAGCAUAUGAGUAGGUAGUCGGUCCUCGGUGAGCUCGGUGCAGAUUUUUCAAUAUGUCUGAAAAUGAGUUGGCGAAGAAGCCCAAUAAUGCUGCUUUAAGAGAAUUCUACCAAGUAAAAACGUCCAGAGAAAUGUCUGAAAAUGACCUAUAUGAUUUAAAUUCACCUCAUUUUAAUCCUGACAUGUAUCUUCAUCAGUUAUUAAGGGAAUCUUCUUUAACCGAGCUGAUGGACACUGAAGCAAAUGUCUACAAGCAGAUACAGUCUCUUGACAGCGACAUGCAAACACUGGUCUAUGAAAACUACAACAAGUUCAUAUCAGCCACAGAUACCAUCAGAAAGAUGAAGGUGGACUUCAAGAAGAUGGAGGAUGAGAUGGAACUGCUUGCUGAGAACAUGAAGCAUAUCACUGCCUUUUCCGGCACAGUGUCUGAUACACUGCAGGAUCGGCGGGACGAAAUGAACAAGCUGGCUAGCACUCACGUCAUGCUGAAGAAGUUACAGUUUCUGUUCGAACUACCCUCGCAGCUGAGGGAUGCCAUUCAGAAGGAGAACUACAGACAGGCAGUGGAGUACUACCUGCAGUCGCAGCGCGUGCUAGACCAGUACGAACCGGCCCCCGACACGCCCAGUCUGCACGGACUGCGCGCCGAGUCGGCUGAUAGCAUCGUCCAGCUGGUCCAGGCCCUGCAUCAGCGGCUCCAGGACGACCAGGCGAGCACUGAACAGCUGAGCGAGGCUGUCCAGCUGCUGCUGCAGCUCGAGCAGCCGGCCGACGCGCUCUGCCAGCGCGUCAUCGCGCAUGCGCAGAGCAGACUGGUUGCCGACCUGGCGCAGCUGACCGGCCAGCUGGAGCUGCUGCGGGUGGCCGGCCGGGGCGACCCGCCCGCCGAUGCCAAGCUUCCCAUGGAUAUUCUCGAGUUCGUCGACGUGGGCUGCAGCACCUUUCUCAGCAAUCUCAGCCUGUUCGUGACUUCAUACAGGGACUUAUUCAUGAGCCAAGAAGACAGCUGGCCGGCGGCGGCCGACCGCCUGUCCGAGUUCGUGUCGGCCCAGGUGUCGGCACUGCUGGCGGUGGCCGACGCGCGCCUCCAGCUGGAGGAGGCUGACUCCAGCCCGGCCGUCAUGGCGCGCGCGCUCGACCGGCUCUACCGCCGCCUGCAGGGCAGCGCCACACUGCUGCCCGACGGCGACCACUUCGUCAGUGCUGGCAUGCAGCUGAUCUGGACGGCCGUGGAGCGCAAGUGCCGCCAGUCGCUGUCGCUGCUGGAGGCACACCUGCAGCAGUGCGUGGACGCCGUGCGGCAGGCGCUGGUGGUAUCAGCGCCGGCGCCCGGCGGCCCGGAGCCGGCGCCGCUCGCCCACCAGCUGACUACCUUCGUCGGUUCGCUGGCGGAGCGGGUCCGCACGCUGGUGGCCGCGUUGCAGGCAUUUAUCCAGCCGGAGCUGUCGUUCGCGUCGUUGGCCGGUCGGCGCCAGCUCUUCUGCCGGCAGCACGUGCGCGAGGGCGUGCUGGUCGGUUUCUUCCGCCACUUCGUCUCCAGCUGCGCCGCCUUCUGCCAGGCGGCCGGCGACAAGGCGUCGCCCAACGUGGUGCUGCUGCUGUCUAGGGCGUGCCGUGACCUCGAGACCUCCACCGUCCACUACCUGAUGGACUACGUGGAUGACGUGCUGCACAUCGACGACAAGACCGGUCUGACGCCCGCCACCAGCCUGAACCAGGACAUCCACGAUGUCGGCCAGCAGCUUAUCAACCAUUAUGUGCGCGUGCAGGGCCUGGCCGUGUCCCAGAUGCUGCGCAAGUCUGUGUCCACCCGCGAUUGGCAGCACGCCGGCGAGCCGCGCUCGGUUCGCUCGGUGAUGAAGCGCGUGGUUGAGGAGCUGGCCGCAGUGGACGCUCAGGUGGGCACGCUGUACGAGGACGCCGGCCGCUGGGACCAGCACAACAGCUCCGACUCCAGCCGGCGUACCUUGCACGGUGCCGGACGGCAGCAGCGGCACGAAUGGUCCUCAUACGCGCCCAGCCAGGCCGACUCUGGCCUGGUGGCCAACAUCCAGAAGCUCUUCUCCGAGCGGAUCGAGAUCUUCGCGCCCGUCGAGUUCUCCAAGGCGUCCAUUCUGACCGGCAUCAUCAAGAUAUCGCUGAAGACUCUGCUGGAGUGCGUCCGACUGAAGACGUUCAACAAGUUCGGCUUGCAGCAAAUCCAGGUGGACGUCUACUACCUGCAGGUCAACCUCUGGAGAUUUGUCGCCGACGAUAAACUGCUGCACGGCCUGCUGGACGAGGUGCUGGGCUCAGCCAUACACCGCUGUCUUGAGCCCGUGCUGAUGGAGUUCUCCGUCAUCGAGGCGCUGUGCGACCGCGGCUAAGUACGGCGCACCGGCGGCUUGUACGGCCGGCGUCCGGACAGCUGGCUCUGCGCGCGCCGCAUCACACGGUGCCGCUGACUGAUGGCCCGCUCGGCCCGCAGCGCUGCGGUGCUGAGGUGGUCCCUGCAGUGCUGCGGUGCUGGGGUGGUCCCUGCAGUGCUGCAGCGCUGCGGUGCUGGGGUGGUCCCUGCAGCGCUGCGGUGCUGAGGUGGUCCUUGCAGUGCUGCGGUGCUGGAGUGGUCCCUGCAGCGCUGCAACGCUGCGGUGGUCCCUGCAGUGCUGCGGUGCUGAGGGGGUGGAGGGGUCCCUGCAGUGCUGCAGCGCUGCGGUGGUCCCUGCAGUGUUGCGAUGCGGGGGUGGUCCCUGCAGUGCUGCAGUGCUGAGGUGGUCCCUGCAGCGCUGCGGUGCUGGGAUGGUCCCUGCAGUGCUGCGGUGUCUGUUGCGGACUGCUCGGAAAGUGGGCGUACGUCCAAAAGUGUCGCAACGGGCGUCUGCUGGGCAGAUGAGCACAGUUGUCCGCCUGGCCAGGUCCACGUGACCUUGCGUGUGAUUGCCUUGGAGGCUGGCGCACCACCAUAAUUUGCAGGCAACGACGCCGCCUAAUAGUGGUCAUUAGUAUUGGACCAGGAAGUUCGCAUUCCAUCGAUGCGUUGCGGCCAGCUCGCAGGCGUCACGUCGGAGCGUGUUAUAAUUGGUGAUGUUAAAACUUCAGAUCAUUUCGUGUCAUAACGUGUUUUUGGUCACUCUUGCUCACUUGGGACAUGCUGCGGAUGUAUGGAUCCGCACAUGCCAUGUUAGGCAUGUUCUGCAUCGUUUAUAUCACGUCCGGUGUCCAGGAACGUACCAGCGUUGUUUUUUUAUCGAAGCAUGCUACCUACGCCUACAAGUGAUCUGUGACAUUUCCAGUUGUCGAGAGAUGGCUAUAUUGCGCCUGUUGUGUUGGUGUAUACUGUGUCGGUUUGAAACGCAUGGUUUGUCGAGCGUUUGCGGGUUUCGGUACAGGAAUUGAAGAAAAAGAUUCGACUUGUCUUCCAUCGAUAGAUGGAUUGACUUUUGAAGAAAAAUCUAUCUGCAAAUUCACUGCUGA
Pollicipes pollicipes is the source of this 3530-nucleotide messenger RNA. It is a transcript of the gene Vps51, whose product is annotated as vacuolar protein sorting 51. Gene Ontology annotation, biological process: endocytic recycling; lysosomal transport; Golgi organization. The transcript is spliced from 15 exons. Bases 128 to 2443 code for a protein of 771 amino acids. NCBI's taxonomy places the organism in Eukaryota, Metazoa, Arthropoda, Thecostraca, Pollicipedomorpha, Pollicipedidae. The record is from RefSeq and is a predicted model, not a curated record. Gene Ontology annotation, cellular component: EARP complex; GARP complex; membrane.